Messenger RNA from Varanus komodoensis (Komodo dragon), 5140 nucleotides. It is a transcript of the gene FBLN1, whose product is annotated as fibulin 1. NCBI's taxonomy places the organism in Eukaryota, Metazoa, Chordata, Lepidosauria, Squamata, Varanidae. The record is from RefSeq and is a predicted model, not a curated record. Gene Ontology annotation, molecular function: peptidase activator activity; calcium ion binding. Gene Ontology annotation, cellular component: extracellular region. The coding region runs from base 771 to 2900 and encodes 709 amino acids. Gene Ontology annotation, biological process: extracellular matrix organization. The transcript has 17 exons.
AUGGAGCAAGAUAUCACUGAAAUUAGUUUGCUUUCAUUUGAAAUGGUUUGUUUUGCUUCUUUGCUGCAUUUGCCUUAACUUCUAUUUCAGAGUUUUAGCUUAAUAAAGUCUUCUCAGUUUUAGAAAUAAGCAUAUAGAGAUUUAAAUAAUUUUACAGUAGUGUUAGUGACAACAUUUGUCGCAACUCCCCUGCUGCUCUUGUUUCUGAAAGAGCUGUUUUGAACUUUCCUCUGAGCUCCUGGGUAGGGGUCUUGGCUUUUUUCUUUGUCCUUUUGCAUCCCUGCUUGUGGCAUUUGCUUGCGCUGAAGAUAUUUCGAGAAUUCCCUCUCUGUUUAGAAGAGGAAAUCUGAACCAAACAGCCUUGGCCACUAGGUUGCCUCCAAAGGUUCCUAAGUUAAGGGGGGAGAGACUUUUUUUUAAAGAAAGGAGGGGGGAAGGACCACCCCUGGAUCCAACAUAUGACUUUUUAAAGGCCCUGCCUCCUGGCGAUACUUUCCCUUAAAGGCUUGCAAGCGGGAUAAUUGAAAGGAAGGAAGGAAGGCGGUGAAUUAACUCUUUGUAAAAAUACUUGGUGGGGGGUAAAUCCUCCUGGCUCCUUCCUUCGCGGCCGGUCUUGGGCGGCUCGGAAAACGGAGGAGUGAGUGCUGGGAAGGGAAAAAAGCAAAAUAAAAAAGACAAGACAGUGCACGGGCGAGGUAGGAGGAUUAAGGCGUACCGGGGGCUUCUGCGAGCGCUGUGCUCCUUUGCCGGGACUUCCCUACAACAAGCGGAUGGACAAUCCCCGUUGGAUCCGGCUUCUGCAGCUUCUCCUCUGCCUGGCUUCGGUGCCUUUGCACGGUGCACAAGAAACUUCAGUGGAGAGCUGUUGCACACGUGGAUAUGAAUGGGCGAGUCAAAAAAACGACUGUAGUUCUCUGCCAUUAAACCCUGAUUCCAAAGAAUGCAGCAUAGCCGAGGAGCAGUGCUGUCUCAAUCAGUUGGAGGAACUGCACUGUGCCACUGGAAUCGCCAUUGCCAGCAAGCAAGAAGACUGUGACUUGCACAAAGGUAAUUCCACCUGCGAAGACAAGAUCAUUAAGAAAUGCUGCUACUGCUGCUCCAUGGGGAAGGUGGCCCAGAGGCAAGGUGACAGCUGUGAGCAGAGUUUGCUGAUGGGAUACCAGUGUGGAUUGGUCUUCAGAGCUUGCUGUGUUGAAGAGCAAGAAAAAGUCUUAAUUGUUGAUGGCCCAAACAAAGAACUGGACAAGCUGCCCCAAGGAACAUCUUUCCAAGAUACAGUAUCACCAGUGGAAAUUGACCCUGAAGAUAUUUACCUUCAUGAUCGCUGCAGAGGGGGCGGUCCAUGCACCCAGCAAUGUAGGAACACGGGUUCCAGUUUCCUCUGUUCUUGCUUUAUGGGCUACCAGCUUAAGUCUGAUGGUUUCACUUGUGAAGAUAUUAAUGAGUGUAUCAUUUCACCCAACUCUUGUGGCAUUGGACAAAUUUGUAUCAACACACUAGGCUCAUUCCGCUGUCAGCGAGGAACAAGUUGCGGAACUGGUUAUGAACUAACUGAGAAGAACCUUUGCAAAGAUAUUGACGAGUGUGAGACUGGUACUCAUAACUGCCUCCCCGAUUUUAUCUGUCAGAAUACUCCAGGAUCCUUCCGUUGCCGACCCAAGCAACACUGCAAGAGCGGCUUCAUACAAGAUGCACUAGGCAACUGUAUUGAUGUUAAUGAAUGUUUGAGUACAAAUAGUCCUUGUCCCACUGGGCAGACAUGCAUCAACACUGAAGGCUCUUAUGCAUGCCACAGGAAUGUGCUAAACUGUGGACGAGGCUACCAUCUUAAUGAAGACGGGACAAGAUGUGUAGAUGUGGACGAAUGUUUGUCAUCCAAUCAGCCUUGUGGGGAAGGUCACAUUUGCAUCAAUUCUCCUGGCAGCUACCGUUGUGAGUGCCAAGUUGGCUACUACUUCGAUACAAUCUCACGAACUUGCUCUGAUGUUAAUGAAUGUCGCCGAUACCCUGGUCGUCUGUGUGCUCACAAAUGUGAAAACACUGCAGGCUCCUAUUAUUGUAGCUGCACAAUAGGUUUCAAACUUUCAGCUGAUGCGAGGUCAUGUGAAGACCUGAAUGAAUGUGAAAGUAAUCCCUGUAGCCAGGAGUGCGCUAAUGUGUAUGGUUCCUAUCAGUGCUACUGUCGGAGGGGCUACCAGCUUAGCGACAUCGAUGGGAUCACAUGUGAGGAUAUUGACGAGUGCGCUUUACCAACUGGAGGACAUAUAUGUGCUUAUCGAUGCAUUAAUGUCCCAGGGAGUUUUCAGUGUACUUGCCCUGCUUCUGGUUACAAACUUGCCCCCAACGCAAGGAACUGUCAAGAUAUUGAUGAGUGUGUUACAGAAACACAUACCUGCUCACACAAUGAGACCUGUUUUAAUAUUCAGGGUGGCUUUCGCUGCCUUUCCUUGGAAUGCCCAGAAAAUUAUCGCAAAUCUGGAGAUACUGUCAGACAUGAAAAAACAGAUACCAUACGCUGCAUUAAAUCCUGCCGGCAGAAUGAUGUCAACUGUGUGCUAGAUCCAGUUCAUACCAUUUCCCACACUGUCAUUUCACUGCCUACAUUCAGGGAAUUUACAAGGCCUGAAGAGAUUAUUUUCCUUCGUGCCAUCACACCAGUGUACCCAGCUGCUCAGGCAGACAUCAUCUUUGACAUAACAGAAGGCAAUCUACGGGAUUCCUUUGAUAUCAUCAAGCGCUACAUGGAUGGCAUGACUGUAGGUGUCGUUCGUCAGGUGAAGCCCAUCAUUGGUCCGUUCUAUGCCACCCUCAGGCUAGAGAUGAACUAUGUUGUGGGAGGAGUCGUCUCACACCGCAAUGUUGUCAAUGUGCACAUCUUUGUUUCGGAAUAUUGGUUUUGAUUGACAUGCUGUUUGGAUGGAAACAGGAGAAGCCCCAAAGUGAAACUCCACUACAUGUUUGCUGAGUACAUGCUUUUGGGUUGGCCAGGCAGGGCGGGGCAAUAAAGCCAAAUAACUUUCUUUUCAUUUGAUGUAUUGGGUUUAUAGUUUAAUUAAAGGACAACUAGCAAACUAACUAAAAUUGAAGUAGGAUAGAUCAAUAUCCUUUGGUCCAAUCUAGCUGUAUUGUGUAGAUAAAGAAACAGCAUGAUGGGUUGGCCUGCCGUCCAGCUGAGUGUUUAACCUUGCUAAUGGUUUUGUAGAUACCCUUGAGAUAGGCUGCUUCAUGCAAGAUUGUGUAUCAAAGCCUUGCCUGUGCUCAUCGUUACUUUCCCUCCUUUGUUAGAAUGGUUAUGAAAACAGUUUUUCAUUGUGAAAACUAGGAGCUCACAUAAUCCUCUUAUGCAUUUGGAUUAUAGCAGACUUACGCUGGUAUUAACAAAUAUGUAAAAUGUCCUGCCCCAUCACCAUUUGAUAUUCUAUAUAUAUAUUAAUCUACAAUGGUGAUGGUGGGUUGUUCUGUGGUGUUUCAAGCCAUCCUUUCUUGCCACUGCAUAUGUCUGCUUUGUUUUGUUUUCUGUCUGAAGGUUUCAUUAAAAAAGUGUAUUGGAUCAGAAAAAUGCCAGUUAAAGCAAGGGUGGGCAACAUGUAGUCCUCCACAUGUUUCUGCCUACAACACCCAUGAUCCCUCAGCACUGACUGUGCUAACCAGGGAUUCUGGAAAUUGUACACCAAAACAGCUGGAGGGUCACAGUUUGCCGCUUCUGAAUUAAGAUAAUGCUGCACAAUUGAAAACUGUGUGUCCAAGAUACUGAGGCUCCAAAUGUGUUAAAAAUUCAGUGGCCAAGGUAGAAAGAACUGCAUGGCUAGUUCAACAUGUGCCCACAAGAGCUUUGGCAUUUCCCCAACAAGCCCUGUCCAUGUCAUUUGGAAAGUACUUUUUUGGGAAAAAAGGGGGGGGAUGUGGUGUGGGAAUCUGCUGUUUAAAGGAGAAAAGCAAACAGCAAUGACAAGGCAAAACCCUCUUCUGGAUCUUGUUUAAUGUUCUGUGUCCUUACACUUUCGAGUUGAAGGGGAAGAAAUGCUUGAGUUAGGGAUUCUGAACCUGUAAGACCCACUGGAAGUAAGAAUGCAGGGUACUACUCAAUCCAGAUACCAUCCUGAUGAGGUUGGACCCUUUCUUCCCAAAUAAUAAACCUUAAUACAAUUCUGUGUUUUUACAUUAAAAUGGUCAGACACCAGAUUUUGUUUAUAGUAUUGAUUUAAUAUCAGAUUGGUAAUGUGGUUUCUACUAGCACAGGGAAUAUUAAGAAAGCAAAAAAGGAAAGUUUUUACUGUCUGUUAAUGAUUAAUAGGGAAGACAUCUUGGGAAGGCAUCUCACUGGAGAAGACAGUAAAGCUAGGAAGACCAACUAUGAGAUUUCAUAAAGGAAGUCACAACCUUGAGUUUACAAACGCUGAGCAGGGCUAGUCAAGAAUAGAACAUUUUUGAGCACAUUCAGUCAUAAUGAUGUUGUGGAGCAACAAUAAAGGUGAUAUGAUAGAACAAUCGCUGGCAUUGCACAGUGUUACACAUUUAUUCCACUGCAUUUCAAAUCAAAUGGGUUUUUCAGUUUAAUGGAGCAAUACAAAAACUGCACAACCCGUGAACACAGCCAGCUGUGAAAUGUAUGUAUGACAUGGGAAAUGAUACCUCCUUCACACCAAGUUCAACUAAAGGAAAGUGUUGUCUCUUCCUAGCCUACAGUCAAUUAUUAGGGGACACUGAAGAAAAUUCAGUUUGUAGAAACAUCAGUAGAUAUGCUCUAUAAAAUGAAGAACAGAACUGAGAAUUUUGCUAAUUUACAUUGUACAAAAACGAGGUGUUGAUGGUGGAGCUGAAGCCUACUGAGUUUAUGUCUGUCUAUGAAGUUAUAGGUGCUUCACACCAGUUUAGCUGUCAUGGUUUCCCCCAAAUGAACUUGGGUUUUGGAGUUUGGGUGCAGAAAAUUCUCUGUUUUCCCUCAUAGAACAAUAGUUGGUAAUGUUCUGCAGGCAGAGGGAUUGGAACCAUUGUAUUCAUUGGCUUUCUGUGUAUCAAACUUAUCUGUGAGCCUAUAAUGAAAUGAAACAUCCUUCAAUAAAUGUUUACUGUAUCUACCAUUUCUCACACUAUUGUAUCAUUUUAUUAAACAAUUGAAAAUAAACUAUUUCAUUUUUCA